Messenger RNA from Acinonyx jubatus (cheetah), 3369 nucleotides. RefSeq names its product RAB3D, member RAS oncogene family (gene RAB3D). Gene Ontology annotation, biological process: regulation of exocytosis; protein secretion; protein localization to plasma membrane. The record is from RefSeq and is a predicted model, not a curated record. Gene Ontology annotation, cellular component: endosome; synaptic vesicle; plasma membrane. Gene Ontology annotation, molecular function: GTP binding; GTPase activity. Lineage: Eukaryota; Metazoa; Chordata; Mammalia; Carnivora; Felidae. The transcript has 5 exons. Bases 229 to 888 code for a protein of 219 amino acids.
GCCGGCGCGGGAUCCGGGUGGCUGCGGGCAGCGGCGGUGGCAGCGGCGGCGGCUUGAGGGGUCGGCGUCGGGGCGGGGGCCGGGCCGCAGCGAGUUCGGAGGACGAACGCCCGCGGGGAGCGCCUCCGCCACGCGAGGUGACCCCUUCGGAGGGAGCGUAGCCUGCCCCGUACAUCCGCUUCCCAGCAGGGCGACAGCCCUUCCGCCCCCAGCAGGCUCUCUGCCAAGAUGGCAUCGGCCGGAGACCCCCCCACAGGCCCACGGGAUGCAGCAGACCAGAACUUCGACUACAUGUUUAAGCUGCUACUUAUCGGCAACAGCAGCGUGGGCAAGACGUCCUUCCUGUUCCGCUACGCGGACGACUCCUUCACACCUGCCUUCGUCAGCACCGUGGGCAUUGACUUCAAGGUCAAGACGGUCUAUCGCCAUGACAAGAGGAUCAAGCUGCAGAUCUGGGACACGGCGGGCCAGGAGCGCUACCGCACGAUCACCACGGCCUACUACCGCGGCGCCAUGGGCUUCCUGCUCAUGUAUGAUGUUGCCAACCAGGAGUCCUUCACCGCUGUGCAGGACUGGGCCACUCAGAUCAAGACCUACUCCUGGGACAACGCGCAGGUCAUCCUCGUGGGGAACAAGUGCGACCUGGAGGAUGAGCGUGUUGUGCCUACCGAGGACGGCCGGAGGCUCGCUGAUGACCUUGGUUUCGAGUUCUUCGAGGCCAGUGCCAAAGAGAACAUCAACGUGAAGCAGGUCUUCGAGCGCCUGGUGGACGUCAUCUGUGAGAAGAUGAAUGAGUCCCUAGAACCCGGCUCCGGCCCGGGCAGCAAUGGGAAAGGCCCGGCCUUGGGGGACACCCCACCCCCCGAGCCCAGCGGUUGCAGCUGCUAGAGAUGGCCCCCAACCCCUGUCCACCCCUUCCUGCCUCGGCAGGGACUGUGACUGAGGCAUGAGCCACAAGGGCUGUUGCUAAGCUCAGGGCACCCCCUUCCCUCCCCCCAGCUGUCAGCCGCCCCGACUCCCGCAUGGCUCAUCUUCUCGCCAUGGCCGCCAACUUGCCCAAAGCAGCCUUAUCAUGAGCUCCAGACCCUGGGGACUCUGCACGGCAGGCGGGGUCUGGGGAUGUUGACGUGCGCGAGCCUGCUGCUUUUCAGCCAUUUUAAUGGAGGCAGCAAGGGCGGCCUGUCCCACCCCGUCUGGAGGAGGGGCAUCCACAGUGCCUUCUGGGUUAGAACUGUUCUCGUCCAUUCUGUGUUGGGCGUUGCCUGGAAUUCACAAGCUGGUUCGUUCGUCUUCUCCCUCCUGCGGUGUGAGUCCUCAGAGUUCACCCUCGGAGAUGUGGAAGGCAACUCCUUUCUCAGGGUCCCCCGGGGUGGUCCCAAGCCUGCCUGUGAACCUCCUCAGACCUCAAGCUUCCAAGGCGGGGAGGUGAUUCUGGCCCGCACAGACCCUUCCCUUCUGGCCUGCAGAUCGGCUGCCUGUGAACACAGUAUUAAAGCAGGUUUUCCCAUUGUAAAGGGACAGGAAAUCAGAGCCCCACCCCCCAGCACCCCCCCUGCCCCCCCGCCGGCUUCAGGGACCCCAGAAGUGCCUUCUGAGCUUCCCCAGUAUUCCACAUCACCCACAACCCUGCCACUGUUUUAUUCUAUUCGCUAGAUCUCUGAUCCCUGGAUUGAAUUCUAGAAUUAUGGGCCGCAUCAGGCUGGGCAGAGAAUGGCCCAACCCUGGGUGUUCCUGCCUGGGACUUUUUGCCAGGAGUUAGCCUCAGAGCCAGGAGCCCCGGCCCUCCUGCCCAUACCUGCCUCUCCCAGACCCCGUUUGCCCGGCGAUGUUUUAAGCAAGGUCUUUCCACAUCCUACAUCCUGCUAGAAAAGGAAAUUGAGCAAUGUUCCUAUAGCCUGCUCUUGCUGGCAGCUUGCCGACGGAAGGACUUGGGCUCUUCCCCAUCGAGGACCCUUGAGGACCCAGAGUCCAUUUCCUGAGUCACAUCAGUGGUGGGGCCCAGUGAUGUGAUGCUUCCUACAAUGGAGGCGUCCCUCUAAGGGAGGCUUUAGGGUUGGGCAGAAGAGGCAAGAAGGCAGCGUUGUGCAAUGGUUACUGCCACAUGGGAUUCGUAGAUACGGCUCGGGAGGGGCAGGCUGAUGGGGGCGGGCUGGAAAUCAGUCUCCCCGGUUGACUGGGGUCCCCAGCCGGCAGGGAGGCUCCUGCUGGGAGGUUAUGUGCAGUUUGAGGAUCUACAUCUGGACCUCCAUCCCCCACCCCAACUCAGUGUCCCUCCUACCCCCUGAAGUCCGAACUCCGGUGGCAUGGCACCUGUUUGGGCCCCGGCACACCAACUAGCCUCCCAUAACUUGACAGGCCCUGUGAGGAUGGCCUGAACAGAUGGUUCGUGUUCCACUCCCAGCCCCUGACACCAAAAUGACUUCCUGGAGCCUUAAAGAUCUCAGCCUCCUCCUGCUGGAAGUUCAACUUAGCUCUUCCCUUUGUAGAAGCUGUGGAUUGAAUUUCUUUCUAGAGGGCCCCGUUCAUCCCAUUGCCGAGGGCUGCCCUUAAGAGCUUUCAAAGCGAGGGUAGCUUUGUAAGCCAACACAUCAGACAACAGGGGUGAGACGGACAAGUUUCUGGAAACACGCACAGAGAGUUGGGGGAACGUUCGGGGCAGGAGUCAAAAAUGUUAGUUGCUCUAGCGUAAAAGAGAAAUUAAGGCAGCUAGGAAAAAGCCUGUUAAGAUGCAUCAUGGUCUAUCAAGAGUCUGUCGGCCAGCCCACUUUCUCAGGCUGCUGCCAGAAAACAAAACAAAAAAAAACCAAAACAGUGGACCAGACUGCUGUUAUUUAAAGGGGCGGACCAACCUGUGUCUCGUACCUGACGUGGGCUAAGCCUUGUGUUUAUACAAGAUUUUUGAACAGUUCAGCUUUGAGUAGCCCUGAGACAGCGAGCUGCCUCUGGGUUUUCUCAAGACUAGGUUUAUGUAGGAGAGGGAUUUUUUUUUUUCUUUUUUGGCUUGUUUCUUCUAAAAAUAAUGCAAGUGGUUAUUUUAUAAUUUUAGGUGGGAGGCUUAACUCACGAUGGUCUCUGGGGAACCGCAACCAAUGUCCUCGAAGAUCACGGGCAGGGGGACGGAGAUUUGUUGAGUUUUACAAACCAAAACGAAGCCAAAAGCUGCGGGAAAGCCGCUUCUCCGGGGAGAGUGGAGUCGGGAGAGGCCACGAACCGGCUUCUCGCCUCCAUCCGGAAACACGACGGAGGGAGCUCUCGGCUCGGUCAUUUGUAUUACUGGAUGUGGUUCUCCUGUGUAAGCGAUUCUUUGAUGUCCACUCGGCAAGAUGAGCACUUUUAUCCACAAGAGAAAAUAAAGCCGUUACGCCCAGA